Racocetra persica is the source of this 981-nucleotide messenger RNA. The record is from the annotation of a GenBank genome assembly. Lineage: Eukaryota; Fungi; Glomeromycota; Glomeromycetes; Diversisporales; Gigasporaceae.
AUGUUAUAUAUAAACAAUAAAAAUAAAGGCAAAGCUAAUAAUACUCAAAAAUGUAUACAUACAGAUGAUGGUAAUACUAGUGAUCAGGAACAAGAAGCCCAAAAUGGAAGUCAUGUAUGGAAGUACUUCGAUGUUUUGCAAGAUAAAAUUUAUGCUGAAUACAAAAUAUGUAAAAGAAAGAGAAAAUGUGUAAAAUACAAGUUUCAUGGCUCUACAAGCAAUUUGAUAUAUCAUUUGGAUAGUGAAUAUGGGAUUACAAAAGAUAAUAAUACGGGUUAUAGCAAAGAUGGAAAUAUUAAAACUUUUAUAGAAGUUGCUCGUGGAAAAAUUGCUUAUAAAAAACAAUCAGACAUUGAAAUUGUCAUGAUAACUUGGAUGAUCGAUAAUUAUCAACCAUUCUACCUUUUUGUAUCUAAAGGUCUUGAUACAGCUAAGACAUUUAAAAAAUGUGUAACCAAUCUUAUUUUAUUCUUUAAUAAUAGUCCUAAACAAACUAAAAAUCUUAAAGAUGCACAACUUUAUAUUAUUACAAUUUUAAAAAUUUCUUCUGAAAAAUAUGAUAAAAAUGAUGCCGAAUACUUGAAACAAAUUAAUUUAACAAAUGCAGAGUGGAGUUUACUUUUUGAUAUAUUAGUUUUGCUAGCACCCUUUUACGAAGCAACCAAAAUGCUUUCAGCUCCACCUGAAGAUGAAGAUGAUAAAUACUAUGUGAAUUUAUUAAAUGAGAAAAAAACUCCAAGCCAAGAUCAGUUAAUAGAAAUAUAUGAAGAUAGUAAUUACGAAGGCACUAUUAUUGACAAAUUAAAUGAAUUAUAUCAAAUUGAACAAGCUAUUAUAAUAGAAGAAUCAAAUAAUGAUUUAUUUGUUAAUUUAUUUGAAUCAUUAGCUACAAAUAAGAUUGUAAAUACUGAUCAAAUUAAUUAUUCUUUGCUUAGAGUAUUUGAAGAUUCUGAUGAAGAUGAAAGUAAUAUAUCUGAUGAA